This is a messenger RNA of Aedes aegypti (yellow fever mosquito), 1130 nucleotides long. Its product is annotated as caldesmon. The record is from RefSeq and is a predicted model, not a curated record. The transcript is spliced from 3 exons. The coding region runs from base 188 to 940 and encodes 250 amino acids. NCBI's taxonomy places the organism in Eukaryota, Metazoa, Arthropoda, Insecta, Diptera, Culicidae.
CAAGAAAAUUCAACAGCGCAACUGUCAAAAAACCAGCAAAACAAGCGAGAAAACGGUGACCGUUUUUUGGUCGGAAUUUCAUAGUGGAAAAUAGUGAUAUAAAUUGCAUUGAUAUCGGUUUUCUGGCUGCUAAACUGUGAUAUUUUGUGACGAAACUGAAACAAGUUAAUUAUUUCGUUCGAAAACGAUGGAAUUCGACUGGGACAACAUCAGCAUCGGGGAGCCCGCUUUGAAUACAUCCAACAGUUAUUUCUUUCGUGACAUCAAGAUGGAAAAGGGUGACGAACCGAAUCUGGACUGUGCGGCUUCGUCCAGUUCGUCGGGAAACAGUGCACGUAUACAUCAUCCGGACGACAAAGCGCUCCUGGAAGAGUACCAGCGCCACCAGGCCAAGACGAGACAGGGCGAAACGUGUGACCGCGCCUACCGGUAUGCCCAAGUUUACGAGAACAAACGGAAAGCCUUGCGCGAGAAGGAGGAGAAACAGCUGCAGGAGAUGAAGAAGUUCCACGCCCGGCCGGCGCCGAAUUUCAAGAGCGGGUCCAAGAAGGAGAACGCCCUGCCGAAGUUUACCAUUCCGGUGACGCCGAAGCAGAUGAAGCCGGAGCGAAUCAAGAAGCAUGCGCUGCAGGUUAAGAAAUUGGAGGACCGCACCAAAGAACCGGAACCCUCCAAAGAGUUCAAAGCGAACGAUGCCAAGGUGCUCAAGGAGGAACCCUUCAAGCCGGCCCUGGUCAAGACGGUGAUCAAGUCGGCACCGUUCGAGCUGAGAAUGUCGUCCCGGCUGCAGGAACGGAAGCAGAUCGAUGAGCAGCGGCAGCGGGCCAAGGAGGAGAAGGCCCGCCGGGAAGCGGAAGAAAAACGAUUGGCCGAGGAACGGGAACUGAAACUGCUGCGCAAACAGAAGGAGUUCAAAGCCAACCCCAAUCCGUUCAAGUAGGUAGAUGAUUUUACAACGUUUACAGUUCUGUAUUCUUUUUAUGUUUUACUUAUUUGUAACCAUAUUAGUCAUUAAUCUCCGUGAGACAUUACUCCGCCAUCGAAUACCUACGGUACAUUGCACUAACUUUAUAGGAACUUUAUGUAUGUACAUUCGAUCUACCUAGAAAUAAACAUAUUUACUAACUAAA